Messenger RNA from Drosophila ficusphila, 5693 nucleotides. RefSeq names its product eIF-2-alpha kinase GCN2 (gene Gcn2). Gene Ontology annotation, cellular component: cytosol. The record is from RefSeq and is a predicted model, not a curated record. Gene Ontology annotation, biological process: DNA damage checkpoint signaling; regulation of translational initiation by eIF2 alpha phosphorylation. Lineage: Eukaryota; Metazoa; Arthropoda; Insecta; Diptera; Drosophilidae. The transcript is spliced from 10 exons. Gene Ontology annotation, molecular function: ATP binding; eukaryotic translation initiation factor 2alpha kinase activity; protein binding. The coding region runs from base 327 to 5096 and encodes 1589 amino acids.
CAUAAAUUUUUCUUGCAGCUCUACGAAAUACGCAAAAGGUUUUUCUUUGAAAAACUUUCAAAAAGCGCAACAGGUUGACAUUUUUACGCAAUAAACCGUCGGGAAUUAACGCCAUACCCGAUUUGGCAUUGAUUCCAAGUCUCAGAAUGAAGCAAAGUAAUGCAGAAAGCAGCUGAUUUGGAAACAGCUGCCAGUGCUCAAUCGGAACCAUUACACCGGCUGAAGUUUUUAUAACACGGUAAAAAACGUGAGGAACCGCCGGUCCAGUAUUUCUAGCACCAAAUGUAGAGCGCUAUUGACCACUUCAACUGAAAUUAAAUGAACAAAUGGCGGAUAAAAUGCCUGCAAAGGAAUCGUUCCGCGAGCGGCAGACCCAGGAGUUGGAGGUUAUAAAGUCCAUCUUUGGCGGCGACGUGGAGGACCUCAGACCCCAAGCGAAUCCAGCGUUGUGGAAGCCCACGGACAUUCGAAUACAGCUCACCCCACUAAGGGACUCCUCCAAUGGACUGGAAACCUAUGUCUGCACCAAACUGCAUGUCACCUGUCCUUCGAAGUACCCAAAACUGCCCCCUAAAAUCUCUCUCGAGGAGUCAAAGGGGAUGUCGGAUCAGUUGCUGGAAGCCCUUCGCGACCAGCUGCAGGCCCAGUCACAAGAACUGCGCGGCGAGGUGAUGAUCUACGAACUGGCCCAGACCGUCCAGGCUUUUCUCCUCGAGCACAACAAGCCGCCCAAGGGUUCUUUCUACGAUCAAAUGCUGCAGGACAAGCAGAAGCGCGACAAAGAGCUGCAGGACAUGCAGCGCCAGCGGGAGACCCUGCAACGGCAGACGCUUAUUGACGAAGUGGAGCGACGCAAAGAGAUGUUUAAGACGGAGGCCAAGCGGCGCGGCGAACCAAGGCGCAGCAUGAGCGAGUCGAACCCGCGGCAUCCGAGCUCUUCGGAGAGCUCCGAGAACUCCUCGCCCUUUUACCGCGGCCAUAUAUACCCUGCCAAGUGUCUGGAUCACCGGAACACGGAGACCCUGUACUUCCACAAGAUGGGCCGGCAAAUCCAGCGAGGAUGCUGUGUGGGUCACUCCCAGAGAGGCUGCAUUGCCUACACCGGCAUAGAUAUGCACUGCGGUCAGUUGCUCUACAUCACCGAGUGGAACAUCAAGUACAGCCAACUGGAGCAGCCCUGCAUUGGUGGCGGGAAAUGCCACUGGGGCAACGACUUAAAGUGCAUGGGCAGCCAUCGAGUGGACGACGUGAUUGCCUCCAUCGAGAAGCAAGUGUCUUCCCUGGCACAGUUGCAGCACAAAAACCUCGUCUCGUACGAGUGCGUGCUCUGCAUUAAGCGGAAGGAGGGAUUACUCGUCUACUUGGUGCAGGACUUCCUUCUCGGUACCAGCGUUUUUAGCAUCUCCUCCUCGCUGGGAUGGUGCAUGGAUGGCGCCCGAAUGGUGGCCCGUGGCGUGCUCGAUGCUCUAAUCUUCCUUCACAACAAGGGCGUUUCCCACAGCCACCUGCUAGAUAGCACAGUUUUCAUGGAUAACGCGGGCAAUGUGCGCGUCUCGGACUUCUCCCUGGUGCCUAAUCUUCUGGAGCUGCUCAGCGGAGCGGGGCAAAGCAGCAGUCGCGGAGACCUGCCUGCUUUGGGUGCCCUUGUGGAGAGUCUCAUGCCCACCAACAGCUACGAGAUGCGCGACUUUGUAGACAAAUGCAACUCAGAGCGCACCAUUUCCGCCUCUGAAUUGUUGGAGCAUCCAUUCCUGCGCUUUUACGUCGACAAUGGUCAGCAGCAGUUGAUGCAGCUACCACAGCAACGGCAUCCCAAUCCUGUCCAGCGAACUGGUCCCGCCAUGCCCUACCAAAUACCCACACUGGCCUUGAGCCAAUCCCGCCUGCGAACAGAGUUCGAGGUGCUCAUGUAUUUGGGAAAGGGUGCGUUUGGGGACGUGCUGAAGGUGCGCAACAUUCUGGACAACCGGGAGUACGCCAUCAAACGGAUUCCACUGCCCGCGAGGAGUCGCCAGUUGUACAAAAAGAUGACGCGCGAGGUGGAAUUGCUUUCGCGGCUGAACCACGAGAAUGUGGUGAGGUAUUUUAACAGCUGGAUCGAAAGCGUGGACGACGCUGAUGCUGCCGAGAUGGACAAGCUGCUGGGCGGAGAGUGGUCCCAGAGUCAGCAGGAACUCAGCGUGAAGCCCGCCAAGUCGCCGCAACUCGGACCAACCUUGGAAGAGGAUGAGGAGGAGAGCUCGUCCAGCAUGUGGAAUGGUUACAUACCCACCAUGGAGGAUUCGGAUUCGGAUGGCAUUGAGUUCGUGGACUCGAAUGGCAAGGUUGCUGUUUAUGAUGAUGAGGAGGAGGAGGACUCCACCACAGGCAAGACCAGUUCGCCAAGACCCCUCAUGCAGGUCAUGUACAUCCAGAUGGAAUUCUGCGAGAAGUGCACUCUGCGAACCGCAAUCGAUGACAACCUCUACGACGACACGGAUCGCCUCUGGCGUUUGUUCAGAGAGAUUGCAGAGGGCCUCGCCCACAUACACCAACAGGGGAUUAUACAUCGGGACCUGAAGCCGGUGAACAUUUUCUUGGAUUCCCAUGAUCAGAUCAAGAUUGGUGACUUCGGUCUGGCCACCACCAGUUUCUUGGCCCUGCAGGCUCACGAGUAUGCUGCACCUGCGCCAGUCCAUCAGAUAACUAGUGCAGAGGAUGGCACUGGGACCGGCAAGGUGGGCACCACUCUGUAUGUGGCUCCCGAACUGACAGGGAACGCCUCCAAAUCGGUCUACAACCAGAAGGUCGACAUGUACACCCUGGGCAUUAUUUUGUUCGAGAUGUGCCAACCGCCGUUCGACACCAGUAUGGAGCGGGCGCAGACCAUAAUGGCUCUUCGGAAUGUGGCCAUCAACAUACCGAACAGCAUGCUUAAGGAUCCAAAGUAUGAGAAGACAGUGAAGAUGCUUCAAUGGCUGCUCAAUCACGAUCCCGCCCAAAGGCCCACGGCGGAGGAGCUCCUUACCUCAGAUCUUGUUCCACCUGCUCAGUUAGAAGCCAACGAGCUUCAGGAAAUGCUACGCCACGCCCUCGCCAACCCGCAGAGCAAGGCCUACAAGAAUCUGGUGGCUAGAUGUCUUCAGCAGGAGAGCGACGAGGUGCUGGAGCAUACCUACCACUUGGGCAGCAGUCGGGCGAUGAAGUCCUGGAACUCGGCCAUCGUCAUCGACGACAUAGUGUCUCUGAAUCCUGUUAUUGAGUUUGUCAAGGCCAAGGUCGUGAAUCUGUUCCGCAAGCAUGGAGCCAUCGAGGUGGACUCGCCGCUGCUGUCGCCGCUUUCCGCCAGGAACAGCGCUGCUUACGCGAACGCCAACGCCGUGCACCUUAUGACCCACUCGGGGUGUGUGGUGGUCCUGCCUUCUGAUCUGCGCACCCAGUUCGCCCGCCACGUGGCUAUGAACGGAGUCAAUCUCAUCCGGCGCUACUGCGUCGAUCGUGUUUACCGCGAGGAGCGGGUGUUCAACUUUCACCCGAAGCAGAGCUACGAGUGCUCCUUCGAUAUCAUUGCUCCCACUACUGGCAGUCACCUGGUGGAUGCCGAGCUGCUUUCUCUGGCCUUUGAGAUCGCCAACGAACUGCCGCGUCUGAGGGAGAAGAACCUCACCAUCCGCAUGAACCACACGAAUCUGCUGAGAGCCAUUCUCAUCUUCUGCAACGUUCCGAAGGCGCAGUAUGGAGCCUUGUUUGCGGGCACCAUGGACUUCAUCGAGGCUCGAAUCUCGCGCUUCCAAUUCCACUCGAGCAUUACUGGCAUAAUGGAGAAGUCGAGGACCUCUGCCCAGACUCUGAUGGACAUGUUGUUGGCCAACUUUCUGCUGACGGGUUCCAGGAGCACGGUGGAUGACUCUGCGUUGAAAUCCCUGAUGCGGGGGAAGGGAGAAGCGGCCUCGCUAGCAAGAGGGGCUUUGCGGGAACUGGAAACAGUGGUGGGGCUGGCUUACAGCCUAGGUGUGAAGUGCCCCAUCCACAUAUGGGCUGGUCUGCCGAUCAGCUUCGAUCGAGCUUCAAACGGUGGAAUCGUGUGGCAAAUGAUAGCUGACCUCAAGCCGAACCGCUCUGGUCAUCCUUCGGUUCUGGCGGUAGGUGAAAGGUAUGAUGCCAUGCUGCACGAAUUCCAAAGGCAAGCGCAGAGCUUUAAUCCUGCCCUGCCCACACGUGGAGCUCUGAGCGGAGCGGGAUUGUCCUUCUUCCUGGACAAACUGGUCGCUGCAGUGGGUGUGGAGUACGCCAAGGAUUUCCGGGCCAUCGAUGUGGGCAUUUGCGUGUGUGGAACUCGUCCCCCUCUCAAGGACGUGACCUACAUCAUGCGCCUUCUGUGGUCGGUGGGCAUCCGUUGUGGCAUCGUUGAGGCCUCCAGCGAACUGGGCGAUGAAGCCCAGGAUCUGGCGCGACUUGGAGCAUUGCACGUCAUCCUGGUGGCGGAGAACGGCUCGCUGAGAGUCCGAUCCUUCGAGCGGGAGCGUUUCCAGGAGCGUCACCUCACAAGAAGCGAGCUGGUCGAGUUCAUACAGAAGCUGUUGCGGACUGAUGCGAUCAUUGGAGCCACGGUCGACAACUCCAGCAUGCUGCCCAACUUGAGUGCUGGCGACAGCAGGAGUAGUGGCGGGAGGGAAAGGGAGCGCGGCGAGAACGGGCUUAGCACCUCUGCCUCGAGUGCCAACAUCAAGAACAGCUACAGCCAGCUCCCGAAUCUGCAGGUCACGUUCCUCACCCACGACAAGCCGACGGCGAAUUACAAGCGACGGCUGGAGAAUCAGGUGGCCCAGCAGAUGAGUUCCACCCUGGCGCAGUUUCUCAAGAAGGAGACCUUUGUGGUGCUGGUGGUGGAGCUGCCGCCCGCGGUUGUAAAUGCCAUUGUGGGUGCCAUCAACCCCCGAGAAAUUCGCAAAAAAGAGACUGAACCGGAAAUUAAUUUUGUAAUUGAGAGAUUUCCGAAACACAAACGCUAUAUAUCCGAGAUAAACGACGAGGUUGUGGACUAUCUGAGCGAUGCAAAGACUCCGAUCGUGGCCUUGUACAGCAUUUCUGAUUCCUAUUACCGCGUAAUCAUCUAACCCACACCAAUUGCCCACGCCAUAGAAUCGGCAAAUCUACUUAGUAGAUUUAGUCAGUAGGUUAAGCUUCGAAUCGUCACAAACUGUUUUGGCCAAAACUAUGCACUUUGCUUUAUUGGCUGUAUUCUCCGAUGCCAUUUACAAAUUUCGAAUCAAAAUUCGUUUCUACACGCUCCCUUUUAUAUUGAAUUUUAUAAGAUUGUACCAGUUUCUUUGAGAAAGAACCAGAUUCUGCCAAUUUGUGUUUCACUACUUUAAUGAGCGCUCUUAUUUGUAGGUAUUUGGAUUAUGUCUUACUAGUAAAACCCCCUUCUAAAUCUGUUCCCUGAUAAGUCAAAAAUGAGUUCAAAACUUAAAAAACUAAUUCUUAGAAAUAUAUUUAGUGAACACAUUAUCCAAGACUUCAAAGGAGCAUACUUGCCAUUGAGGCUGACCGAAUUUCGCUACAAUUAGCACUUACUGGUUUCUGAUCCAGCAAUAAAUCAGCACACUUAAACAGAGGACGGUCAAAGAUGCGAGUCUUCAUCCAUAUUUUAUAUACGUACGUGUUUUAAAAACAAUUUUAUCCUACAAUAAAGUAUCAUGACUUGAAAGUGA